Molecule: messenger RNA, 2698 nt
Organism: Galendromus occidentalis (western predatory mite)
Lineage: Eukaryota; Metazoa; Arthropoda; Arachnida; Mesostigmata; Phytoseiidae
Product: high affinity cAMP-specific and IBMX-insensitive 3',5'-cyclic phosphodiesterase 8
Exons: 9
Coding region: 1-2670 (889 amino acids)
Biological process (GO): signal transduction
Molecular function (GO): 3',5'-cyclic-nucleotide phosphodiesterase activity
Source: RefSeq, a predicted model, not a curated record
AUGAAUCUGGUCCUCGCGAUGUUUUUGGGACCUGGCGAUGAGCUGACAGCUCAUUCAGGUACAUGCACUCAGGGACUCGUUGAAGGAAUUGGUGAAGCUGUGGCGGUGACGCCAGAAGAAAGCGCCGAGACGGCCGGAGGUGCCGAAGGUGGAGACGCUAGGAAUUCGAGGACAGAUUCUAUAACCUCGGUCCCUCGGAGGAGCCGUGAAGGUCUUUGGAGGCGCACCGUGAGGAGGAUGUUCCCGUACGGUUCGUGCAUUUCUCAACAGUCGGCCCCGUCUCAAACCCAUGCAACAGCCCCCGGAGGAUCGUCGGCACCGCAAGCGAAGAAAGAAUGGAAGAUCAACAAAAACUCGCCCCAACUUGCCGUGAGCCUGCAUAGGGAUGAAACCACCGGGAUUCAGACCAUCAACAUCCUCGACAAAGGUGUCUCAGCCACGCAGUCCUUGUCAACGUCCACGACGACCUAUCCUGGUGGAUUGGUGAAGAAGAAAAAACGAGAAAAUGAGCAACAGCAUACGCAAAAGGUCAUCCAACGAUCAUUCGAAAAGUGGGAGAUCGAUCUCCUCGACGCGACGGCCACCAACAAUCGACGGAUCACCAGUCCGUUCCUGACACUGUUUCGGAAAAAAUCGUCACGUCCCGUUCUACAACCUUGGGCCCAUCUGAUGGCGAUCGUCGACAAUUCCUACGACGGGGUCGCAAGAUGCCUGUUAUCUACAGUGAACAGCUGGUCUUUUAACACGUUUACCCUAGACACAACGACCUGCGGCCACUCGCUGCCGUUCAUCAUGGUACACUUGCUUGCCCAAUACGAUUUGCUGCGCACGUUCAACAUUGAGCCGAUAAAGUUAUUCCGUUUCUUGAGCCUAGUCGAAGCAGGCUACCACGUGAGCAACCCUUACCACAAUUCGGUGCACGCUGCCGAUGUCACGCAAGCCAUGCACUGUUUUCUUCGUGAGAAAGCCAUACUUCAACAUCUCUCACCCAUCGAGAUCUUGUCCGCUCUCCUGGCGGCUGUCACUCACGACCUGGAUCACCCCGGAGUGAAUCAACAGUUCCUCAUUGAAACCAAGAACCACCUAGCCACGCUAUACAAUAAGAGUAGUGUUCUAGAGAACCACCAUUGGCGUUGUGCCAUUGCCUGUCUUCAGGAGUCUGGCUGUCUCAGCCAGCUCGACGAGGAAAGCUGGAAAAAGGUUCAUUCUGCCAUCAAGAGCCUAAUCUUAGCCACGGACAUCACUAGGCAGCAGGAGUUCAUACAAAGGUUCCAGCGCUACAUGGAGAGUGACUCAUUGGACAUGAAUGAUUACGACAUUCGGCAUUUUAUUCUCCAAAUUGCGCUCAAAUGUGCAGAUCUGUGCAACCCCUGCCGUCCUUGGGAUAUCAGCUUACAGUGGAGCAUUCAGGUGUGCAAGGAGUUCUACCGACAAGGAGACUACGAACGUCGCCUCCGGCUACCCAUCAGUGCGAUCUGCGACCGAUACAAGACGAGCAUUCCAAAGAUUCAAGUAGACUUCUCCAAAUACGUCGCACACCCGCUCUUCGUACUGUGGCACCAGUUUCUCAACACCGACCUCUCCCGUGAGCUGCUGCUUCAUCUCAAACUCAACUUCGCCCAGUGGGAGAAGCGACUUCAGAAAGCGACCAUGCGAGGUUCUCUGGAAACCGAUAUCAACGCCCCGCUGGCAUCGUCCGAGGAGGAUCUUUCUGAACUUGGCGAUGAUUGUCCCGACCACGACGAGGACUCCCUUUGCUCCUUGAACAAGACGUCGAUCGAUGUCUCGUUGUUAGAGGCUACUUCCUUCACUGCCGGAACGUGGGGCCGUCGACAUUCGAUGCCCCUACAGCUGUCGAAAUACUUGCCUAAACCCAUGAUCCUCCGACGUCGAAGGCAGAGUCUACCUAACAGAAACCCAUCACAUCGCUGGUCUGUUGUGGCCAGUCCACAGGGCAGAAGGGGUUCUGACUCUGCUCUCGGCCAAGCAGGUUUUUCCUCCACACCUUCCGGUGCAGAUAACGGAACCGGCGUUGAUGAUGAUAGACUACGGCCACAUCAGCGUCCCCACCAUCACGCAGCUGAUCCCAACAGGCGACGAUCGGAGAGUUUUCUGGACGAUGAAGACGAGCUCAACGCCGUCCUCCGGCGCAGCGAGGAAACUCCCAACCUUUUCCUAGACGUACCCUCAGAUCGAACACCUACAGAUGCCCGAGGAAACUCCUACAGCAGCGAUGCGAGCUCGUGCUGUAGUGACGGCGUACAUUGCGGUACGCCGCCACUCAACGACACCGACUCCAAUGACCGCCUAUGCCCGGACGGGAUGCAUUGUGACGAUGAUCUUGCCCCCACUGCCUGGUCGCACAGGCUUUCCGAAGUUGUUGAAGAACCAUCCUCACCGCCCGCGAACCGGAUGCUCAACCGACGCUCGUCUGCACCUAUCGUUUUGGCGCUUGUUUCUAGUUCAUCGAGUUCUUCGAAUUCCGCUGCUUCGUCGCGCCGUCAAAGUGGCGAUACUCGACGAGGUUCAUUGCCCGUCGACGUCCACCUUAUGGCGGCCCAACUGCUCAACAAGCAGGUUGCCCAGGUCGCUAUCCCAGAAGUUCCACUCGCGUCAACUCGGAGGGGAUCUUGUCCCGUAGGACUGUCUGCCAAAUACACGAGUGACUGACGUUACGAAACUUUUCUACUGUAGAGAC